Molecule: messenger RNA, 2757 nt
Organism: Closterium sp. NIES-65
Lineage: Eukaryota; Viridiplantae; Streptophyta; Zygnematophyceae; Desmidiales; Closteriaceae
Source: the annotation of a GenBank genome assembly
AUGGCGGAGGCGCCACCUCGCUCGCUAUUCCAUCCGAUCAAGGUGGGCGACGUGCACGCGGCGGAGAUGGACCGCCUGCGACUCGACCUGUGGGCGGCGCGCAUAGAGUGCAGCGAGUUAAGGGGUCAACUAGAGGCGCGGUCGGAGCGCGUGCUGGAGGAGGAGCGCCUGGCGGGCGCGAGGGGUGCGCGCGAGGAGGCGCAGCGCCAGGUGGAGGAGGCGCGGGGCGAGGCGGCGGUGGCGAGGCGGGAGGCGGAGCGGGCGAGGCGGUAUCACGAGGAGGAGGUGGCCGUGCUGCUCGGCGCGCACCGCGACAAGGAGGCGCUCUGGCAGCGCAAGGUAGCCGCGGGGAGCAAGGCAGCCGCGGGGGGCAAGGCAGCCACGGGGGGCAAGGUAGCCGCGGGGGGCAAGGUAGCCGCGGGGGGCAAGGUAGCCGUGGGGGGCAAGGUAGCCGCGGGGAGCAAGGCAGCCACGGGGGGCAAGGUAGCCGCGGGGGGCAAGGUAGCCGUAGGGGGCAAGGUAGCCGUGGGGGGCAAGGUAGCAGAGCCCGUCCAGAGCCGUGCGUCAUGCACGCCUGAGCAGCUUGUGGAGCAGGCCCUCCUCACGCAUCCGCUCUCGCUGUGCCUUGUCUCGCCAUUGCCUCUUCACAUGUGCUUCACCGUCACUCGCUGCCUCUUGCGCCCACUGCCUGUGUGCGCCCAUCCCCUGGUCUCUAUGUGCACACUCGCGCGCGUGUGUGCGGCGCGGCAGGAGGUGGAGCUGGAGCACGAGCUGCGCCACCUGCGCCACCGACUGGCAGACGCACGCAACGCGCUGUGUGUGGCGGAGGCAUGUGCGCAGGGCGCGCGGGAGGACGGCAGCAGUGCCACGGCCCUGCUGCGCGGGCAGCUGGCGGGGGCGCUGCGGGCGGCGGCGGAGCGGGAGAGGGAUCAGGAGGAGGCGAUGCAGUGUGUGGAUGGCGAGCUGGCGCGGCUGCAGGGGCAGGCGGACGCCGCCGCGCAGCGCGAGGAGCUGGCGGCGGCGCUGAUCGACCGCCUGCAUGCGGAGAACAAGGCGCUCAGAGGCGCGCUGCAUGCUGCACACGCGGGCGGGCGUGGCAGCAUGGUGGCGAGCAGGGGGCGCGUGGAGCUGGAAUGCAGCAGAUUGCAGGCAGCACAGGGCGAGGGUGGAGACGUGGGGGAAGGGAGGUCCGUGCAGCAGGUCCCAGGAGGAGUGGCGCGGCGAGAUAUGGUUGAAUCCAGAAGAUCACAGGCCCCACAUCCUGAUGACACUGGCCGUGGCGGUGGAGGUGGUGGUGCAGGGGGUGCAGAGGAAGCAAGGCGUGGCUGUGACGACCGGGGUGGAGCUGGUGGAGCGCAUGGUGGGCAGGCUGCGGCAGGUGCAGGGGGGUCAAGGCGAGUAGGGGGGGCAGAGGUGCAGACCGGCAGCAGGGAGUGGAGGGAGGGGGGUUUGUGUGGUGGUGCAUUUAAUCAGGGAGCGUGGCUGAGUGCUGUGGAGGGGGAAGAGCCUGAAGGCCCACCGGAGCAGUGGCGUGAGAGUGGUGGCAGUGAGCAGUGUGCGGCACACGCUGACAGCGCUUGCGGCAUGGAGGAGCAGUGCGGCGGCGAGUACGAGUCGACGUUCACGCUGCCGGUGCCCCGGCAGGGCGCGUGGAGCCGCGCCAAGGAGGCGGCGGCGCUGUACUAUGCGGGGAUAGCAGGUGAGGAGGGCGAGCAGGAGCAGCGGGAGAGGCAGCUGGAGGAGGUGCUGGCGGAGAACGCACGGCUGGAGGAGCAGCUCAGAGCGUUGCAGGCGCAGGUGGCGGGGGCACAGCGCGCGGUGGCAUGGCAGGGGCGGCUGCGGCAGCGCGUGCUGCAGCUGCGGGUGUGUCUGGAGCUGACGAGCAAGGUGGUGGACGUGAAGGACCGCGCCCUGGAGCUCGCCGUGCACCGCGCCCGCUCCGCUGAGGCCCGCUGCGCCCACUUGGACCGCCACCUGCUGCCUUCCGUGAGCACUGCUGCCCCCGCUGCCCUGUGCGAGUGCGGCAGCCCCCAAGCUGCGAAAGGGGCAGAUGGCUGUGAGGGCAUUGUGGAUGCGGGGCUGCAGAGAAGGUGCGCGGUGGCGGCGACUGGGACUGUGGGCGAGGAUGCGCCAGGGGUGCAGCACGGAGGCGAGGCAGGUGCGGCGUCAAGGCAUCGGGAGGGUGGCGCCCAGGAGGAGGGCAGGCUGGAUGGCGCAGAGGAGGCGGGCGUGUCAGUGCCGGAGGCGGGUGGUGAGCAGUGCGUGGUGGCGACGGUGUCCACUGGCAGCUCAGGCCGGGCCGGCAUGCGUCGCAGGAGCAGGGCGCACAUGCAAGGCGGCAGUGAGGCGAGCGGAGAGGAAGAGGAGUGGCCAGCGGUGGGGCUGCAGGAGCUGCAGGCGAGGCGGGACGCGCUGCUAAUCGCCAUGCACGGGCUGCGGGAGCGCGCAGCCCUGGCUGCAGAGACGCGGCUGCGAGCGGCAGCGGUGAUGGGGCGCAAGGGCAAGGACAAGCGCGGUGAGGUGAGGGAGAUGCUGGCAGCGGUGGAGAGCGAGGCAGACGAGGCGCGUGUGCUGAUUGAACGCUCAGAGAGGGUGGUGGCCAGGAUGGCCACACUGGAGCGACGAGGAAAGGUCCUGGAACGCAAGAUUGAGAGCAAGCGCCUCCAACUAGUCCAUUUGGAAAAUAAGUUUCACCUGGCUCCUGAACCAGCUGGUGUUAAGGUGACUUGCUUCUCGUGGAAGUUGCGAUUUAUUUAG